AAAAAGAAGACCGAGGAAAGUUAAAAAGGGAAAAGGAAAGAAGGAGGAUAUCAAUUCGGCUGCUAAACCUACGACGAUAAGUCUGAGUAUGAUGCACGAUUCCAGUAUAUCGUCUAGCGAAGAUGAAGGAUACGACGAUAUCAGAGAGCAAGAUUCCGCUGCCGGUAGUGACGUUCUUGAAAAAUCCAGAGAACCGAGCACCGCACUUACCGACAGUUCCGAUUUUGCGCCACUGCCUGGAGAAGAAGAUAAAUAUAUUCUCACCAAGAAAAUAGUGGAGAAAGUUCGCGAGGUACCGGUGCUUCACAUGAUAUGCGGCCAUAUCGACGGUAGCAGAAUCGAUCUGCCGGACACCACGUUCUUUUACUUUAUGCGCACCAGCGACGAGGGUGUACCCAGCUUCGACACCUACGAGGAGUGUCUAGACGAGAUGCCGAGUUACAUAGUGGUCGGUUCGCUCGGCAGGAAAUUUCUAGCUUCUUUCAACAGCAUGCUGGUCGAAGUAUUUAGGCCAUUGGUGGAAAAUCAAUUCAGAGGCCCGGAUUUUGCCGAGCGAUGGAAAAUAGAGAAGACGAUGGACGAGCCGUCGUCUGUCGCACGACUGGCAUCCGCCGCGCUAACGGAAGGCGAAGAAAGCGUAACAAGAAAACCAUCCGGUUUCCGAAGAAAAGCUUCCGAAUCUCGCAUGAUUUCCGCAACCCUCGCGCAAGACGAAGCGGACGAAUUAGAAGAGAAGAUGUCGAUAGAAGACGACAGAAAAUCGCGCACGUCGAAAUCGAAAUCUGUUAGCACGAUUAGUUUGAAGGAAAUGAAGAAGCCGAUGACCGAGCAGUGCAAGAAAGAUAUUUUAUAUCAUCUCGACAAUCUGAUCAAAAGCGUGGAAUGGACGCUGGAACACAUUGAAAGCGACAUCUUACUGACGAUGCCAAAGAUACCAGAGCUGAGCGAUCCAGCAAUGACAGACGAGAUGUUAUUGAAAAAUAAGGAUAUCGUCGAACAAAUGGAACAAGAAGUCAUGUUGUGGGAGAAACACAUACAGAAGGCAAAAUAA
Molecule: messenger RNA, 1051 nt
Organism: Pseudomyrmex gracilis
Lineage: Eukaryota; Metazoa; Arthropoda; Insecta; Hymenoptera; Formicidae
Exons: 6
Coding region: 89-1051 (320 amino acids)
Source: RefSeq, a predicted model, not a curated record